Messenger RNA from Papaver somniferum (opium poppy), 315 nucleotides. RefSeq lists its product as uncharacterized. The transcript has a single exon. The record is from RefSeq and is a predicted model, not a curated record. NCBI's taxonomy places the organism in Eukaryota, Viridiplantae, Streptophyta, Magnoliopsida, Ranunculales, Papaveraceae. The coding region runs from base 1 to 315 and encodes 104 amino acids.
AUGGCUAAGGGUCUGAUAUGGGCAACAACCAAGGACUUGGCAAAGAAUAGAGGACGAGUCCUUUCUCUAUACCGUCAGAUAUUAAGAAGCCUCAAUUCCCCAAAACUUCCCAUGAACUUAGCAUCAAGAUUGGCCAAGAAAGCAGAGGCUCGUGCUAUCUUCAUGCUAGGCGCAGAAGAGGAAUCCCUUCACAACAUUGAGGACCUUAUUGAUACUGGUGGAUUGGAAGAAAUUUGGUACUUGAACUGUGAAAUGAAGUGUCAGGGAACUAAUAGAUAUGAAAUGAGAUGCAUUAUCAUUGUACAACGUAUGUGA